GUAAAUUUCUAAAAGCCCGCUUCUUCUCCCCGCCCUACUCACAUUUCAUUUGCCACUCCGAACAACUAACUCAAUUCCCCCGACCCGAUCCCAUCUCCGUCUCUCUCUCUCUUUCUACGCCUUCUCACUCCAAAAUCCCUCUCUCUCCUUCGAGGGUUUCUCCCCAGUUCCCAAUCCCAACUCUUUCCCCACUUUCUGCUUCUCUACUUCUCUCUUCCACUAAUUCUCAGGUUUUCUCUUCUUUCCAACUUCCAUGGCGUCUCAACACCUGCAACAUAACAAACCAGAGGAUGAAGCUCCUCCUGUCCAGGGGAAACAGCAUCACACUAACCAACCCGAAGACCCGGAAAAAGAAGACACUGACGUGGCUGUCAUAGCAGAAGCUUCUACUGUGGAGGGCCGUCCUGAAGAGCUAAAUGGUGAUUCUAAGCCCGAGGAGAUUAACGAGCAGAAGCGCGACCCGGAAAUUCUUGAAUCGGCUGUGGAACAGGGCACUGCUGCUAAUGACAAUUCCGAAGAUAAGACUGUCGACAAGAAAGGCGAAGUCAGCGCAGAGGAGGAAGGAAGUGAGGAACCCAAGACAGAUACGAAGAAGGAUAAAAGAACAUCUGCCAAAUCCAGGAAGAAAUCUGCCGAGAAGAUAGAGUUAAAAGACCCGGUCACGCCGACAAUUGAGAGGCCAGCCAGGGAGAGAAAGACAGUAGAGCGGUAUUCCGCGCCAUCCCCAGGCAGACUGGGGAGGUCUUCUGCAAGCAAAGUUCUCUCAAUUGAGACGGGCCGCGGCUCUAGCCUCAAGGAUAUUCCAAAUGUGGCUUUCAAACUGUCAAAGAGAAAAGCUGAUGACAAUCUGCAGCUACUACAUACAAUUCUGUUUGGAAAGAAAGCAAAGGCUCAAACCUUGAAGAGGAAUAUAAGCCAGUUUUCAGGUUAUGUUUGGAUUGAUAAUGAGGAAAAACAUAGGUCAAGGGUAAAGGAGAAGCUUGAGAAGUGCGUCAAAGAAAAAUUGGUGGAUUUUUGUGAUGUGCUAAAUAUCCCAAUAAACAAAACCACUGUAAAGAAGGAGGAACUCUCAGCAAAGUUAUUAGAAUUUUUGGAGUCCCCACAUGCUACAACUGAUGUUUUGCUGGCUGACAAGGAGCAGAAAGGCAGAAAGCGACGGAGGGCCAGUUCAGGAAAGGUCGUUGGUUCUGGAGAUUCUGCAGAAGUACCUGCUAAGAAACAAAAAUCACAGCCUACAAAGAAGAGAAAACAGUCGCCUGUUGCUGAGGAGGAAGAGGAGGAUAGAGUUGAAACUUCAAAUGAGAAGGAUGAUUCUCACGAUAAGGAUGGCAAUAAUGAUGACGAUGUGACUGCAUGGAAAGAAGAGAAUAUUGAACAAGAUAGAUCAGACGAGGAUGACAAGACACCAGAGCCAAUGCCUAGUCCGAAGAAUUUAUCCAAGAAGGCUGGCAAAGAUGAUUCUGGGUCUAAACUUGUCGAAAAAUCUUCUACAAAGAAAACUGCUGCAAAAUCUGCCAAAGGUGCUGCAAAAUCCACAAAAAAGUCAUCUAAUUCAGCUUCAAACAAAAUUGAUGCUGGAAAAUCUGCUGGCUCACCAUCAAAACCAAAGGGCACGUCAAAAAAGCAAAAAGUUGAGGAAAAGAAGCCUGUAAAGGAAAAAUCUUCGGGCAAGAAACGAACAAGCAAAGCCCCUGCAAAGGUUUUGGUUGAAGAACAAGGCAAGGGAAAAAACAGCAAGAAAGUUAAGAAAGAACCCAGCAGAGAGGAGAUGCAUGAUGUUGUAGUUAAUAUUCUGAAGCAAGUGGAUUUCAAUACUGCAACUUUGUCAGACAUUCUGAGUCAACUUGGUACCCACUUUGGUGUGGAUUUGAUGCAUAGGAAAGCAGAGGUGAAGGAUAUUAUCACAGAUGUGAUAAAUAACAUGAGUGAUGAGGAUGAGGAAGAGGAAGAGGAAGCCGAUGAUGAUGGUGAUGGUGGUGAUGAGACGGACAAAGACAAAGGCAAAGACAAAGACGAGGAUAAGGAUGCUUAGAGAUUGUUUAGUGGAAUAUGCUUACUUUUCAGUUGAGAAAGCAUCACAGAACGGAUUCCUGAAUGAUGAUCAUCCAGCCCCGUUUGUUUGUAUGAUUGUUACAGUUAAUGUCUACAUAUCUCUGCCACCGUCUGUAUAAUGUAUCAUGUAUCACGUAUCAUUAUCGUGUCGAUUAUUUAGCAUUUUUGUAUGUUACCUUAGCUUAGCUUAGUCCCAUUUUUUUCCCCUUCCCCCACAAACUAAUUGUAUUUUAGCCCUCUCCAUAGAUUACUAAUUUACAUUAUUAUAAUGCAAAGCUGUUCAUGGUGAGUUCCUAUAGCGAA
This is a messenger RNA of Cucurbita moschata (crookneck pumpkin), 2355 nucleotides long. Its product is annotated as protein DEK-like. NCBI's taxonomy places the organism in Eukaryota, Viridiplantae, Streptophyta, Magnoliopsida, Cucurbitales, Cucurbitaceae. The transcript has 11 exons. The coding region runs from base 254 to 2032 and encodes 592 amino acids. The record is from RefSeq and is a predicted model, not a curated record. Gene Ontology annotation, cellular component: nucleus. Gene Ontology annotation, biological process: regulation of double-strand break repair; chromatin organization. Gene Ontology annotation, molecular function: DNA binding; histone binding.